AGAGAGAGGAAGCUUCAAACUGAAAGUAGUGCAGCCCUCAGCUUCGGAGAAAAGUACGCUGAAUUAGUCCUUUUCAGUCAAGGAUAAUUCAAGUGACACGAAAAAAUGUCUCGCAGAUAUGAUUCCCGGACAACCAUAUUUUCUCCUGAAGGACGCCUGUAUCAGGUGGAGUAUGCCAUGGAGGCGAUCGGUCACGCUGGAACAUGUCUGGGGAUUCUAGCAAAUGACGGAGUGCUGUUAGCAGCAGAGAGACGCAACAUUCACAAGCUGCUGGAUGAGGUCUUUUUCUCUGAGAAGAUCUACAAGCUCAAUGAAGACAUGGCCUGCAGUGUUGCUGGUAUCACAUCAGACGCUAAUGUACUGACAAAUGAACUGCGGCUAAUUGCACAGAGAUAUUUAUUGCAGUACCAGGAGCCAAUACCAUGUGAGCAGUUGGUGACAGCCCUGUGUGACAUCAAGCAAGCCUACACACAGUUUGGAGGGAAGAGGCCGUUUGGUGUUUCUCUGCUGUACAUGGGCUGGGACAAACACUACGGCUUCCAGCUGUACCAGAGUGACCCCAGCGGCAACUACGGAGGCUGGAAGGCAACCUGCAUCGGCAACAACAGCGCUGCUGCAGUGUCCAUGUUGAAGCAGGACUACAAAGAGGGAGAGAUGGCUCUGUCCUCCGCUCUCGCCUUGGCCGUCAAAGUUCUCAACAAAACGAUGGAUGUCAGCAAGCUCUCAGCAGAGAAAGUGGAAAUUGCCACUCUGACUCGGGAAGACGGGAAAACAAAGAUCAAGGUGCUGAAACAGAAAGAAGUAGAGGAGCUCAUCAAGCGGCACGAAGCUGAGGAGGCCAAGGCUGAAAAAGACAAAAAGGAGAAGGAGCAGAAAGAGAAGGACAAAUGAGCAAAAUAGUUAUUUUUUUCCUCACGUCACCAAAUCCUGUAUUGUUUUGUCUUUUACAUUAAAAGUUUGGAAACUGA
This is a messenger RNA of Thunnus maccoyii (southern bluefin tuna), 968 nucleotides long. RefSeq names its product proteasome subunit alpha type-4-like. The transcript has 9 exons. Lineage: Eukaryota; Metazoa; Chordata; Actinopteri; Scombriformes; Scombridae. Gene Ontology annotation, cellular component: cytosol; nucleus; proteasome core complex, alpha-subunit complex. The record is from RefSeq and is a predicted model, not a curated record. Bases 106 to 891 code for a protein of 261 amino acids. Gene Ontology annotation, biological process: ubiquitin-dependent protein catabolic process.